This is a messenger RNA of Cinclus cinclus, 1653 nucleotides long. Its product is annotated as phosphatidylinositol 3,4,5-trisphosphate 3-phosphatase TPTE2-like. Gene Ontology annotation, cellular component: cytosol; membrane. Gene Ontology annotation, biological process: monoatomic ion transport; dephosphorylation; transmembrane transport. Gene Ontology annotation, molecular function: monoatomic ion channel activity; phosphatidylinositol-3,4,5-trisphosphate 3-phosphatase activity; protein tyrosine/serine/threonine phosphatase activity. Lineage: Eukaryota; Metazoa; Chordata; Aves; Passeriformes; Cinclidae. The record is from RefSeq and is a predicted model, not a curated record. Bases 121 to 1653 code for a protein of 510 amino acids. The transcript has 19 exons.
CCAGCUCUCAGGAAGUUUAACCCAACUUUCCGCUGAGUCUGCGGGGCGCCGGGGGCGGUGUCCAGGCUCGACUUUGAGCCCGGCGGCCGCGCCGAGGCCAGCAGGGAAACAGCAGGCAAUAUGACAGCUGUGAGGUAUGAGCAAGCGACCCAUCCGAGAGAAUCAUCUGGCUCUCCAACAGCUGAAGAGGCCACAGUCAAGAUUGAUAAUGGUUGUGAUGAAGGUAAUGGACCAGACAGCUGUUCCAAUGCAACUAGGAGAAAAAUCGCCCCAUUUGUGAUGUCAUUUGGAUUCAGAGUAUUUGGAGUUGUACUUAUCAUUGUGGACAUUAUAGUUGUGAUUCUGGAUUUGGCUAUCAGUGAGAGAAAGAAGAGUACAGAGAUUCCUGAAGGUGUUUCCCUGGCAAUAGCACUCUUCUUUCUUAUCGAUGUUCUCCUGAGAGUGUUUGUUGAAGGCUUCAGGAACUACUUCCGGUCCAAACUGAAUAUUUUGGAUGCGUGUAUAGUGGUGGGCACCCUGUUAAUUAAUUUGACGUACUUCUUCUUAGACCUUGGUGCAGCAGGGGAGAUACCAAGAAUGGUUAUUUUCCUCCGAAUUCUGAGAAUUGUCAUCUUGAUAAGAAUAUUUCGUCUCGCUUCACAAAAGAAGCAACUGGAAAUGGUGACCAGGAGAAUGGUCUCUGAAAACAAAAGACGUUAUAUGAAAGAUGGCUUUGAUCUGGAUCUCACUUAUAUUACUGAUCGAAUUAUUGCAAUGUCAUUUCCAUCUUCUGGGAAGCAGUCUUUCUACAGGAACCCCAUAAAGGAAGUUGCAAGAUUUUUGGACACCAAACAUCCAGACCACUAUAAAGUCUACAAUCUCUGCAGUGAGAAAGGCUAUGACCCCAAGUACUUUCACUACAGGGUGGAAAGGAUCUUCAUUGAUGACCACAAUGUCCCAGCACUACAGGACAUGCUGAAAUUCACUGCCAGUGUCCGUGAAUGGAUGAGUCAAGAUGAGAAGAACAUUGUAGCAAUUCACUGUAAAGGAGGCAAAGGCAGGACUGGAACAAUGGUCUGUACCUGGCUCAUAGACAGUGACCAGUUUGAGAGCGCAAAGGAAAGUUUGGACUACUUUGGGGAGAGAAGAACUGAUAGAAGCACAAGUACUAAGUUUCAAGGAGUUGAAACUCCCUCACAGAGUAGGUAUGUUGGGUAUUAUGAGAUCCUGAAAAACAAGUAUAGCUUGAAACUCCCACCAGAGAGACAACUCAAAAUAAAAAACCUCAAAAUCCACACUAUGCAUGGAGUUGGGAAAGGCAAUGGAACUGAUAUGAAGGUGCAGAUAAUAACAAGGAAACAAGUUGUACUACAAUGUGUAUGUGCCAAUCAAAAAAACUGUAGGCUCUUCUUUGAUUCUGAAAGUGACUCUGUUGUGAUUGGCUUGGAAGACUGCCCUGUUUUAAGUGGUGAUGUGAAAAUCAGAUUUGAAUGCAAUUCUGCUCUCCCAAAAGGCUAUGAUGACUGCCCAUUCUUUUUCUGGUUCAACACUUCCUUUAUUGAAAAUAACAGACUCUACCUUCCCAGGAAUGAGCUGGAUAACCCUCACAAGUCUAAAACAUGGAAAAUCUAUAGUGAGACAUUUGGUGUGGAAGUGAACUUUAUUGAUCCAUAA